Phoenix dactylifera (date palm) is the source of this 4708-nucleotide messenger RNA. Lineage: Eukaryota; Viridiplantae; Streptophyta; Magnoliopsida; Arecales; Arecaceae. The record is from RefSeq and is a predicted model, not a curated record.
GGGGGCGCAUGGCCGCGCACGCUCUUCCGCGUAUUCCGUGAACAUUCUCCCCGAAUCGGCGUUUAUUGUCUCGUGGGCCCGCAGGUUUAUAUACGCCGACUUGCCAAGGCGGACGAGCUCGACUGUUGCAAAAAUUUCAAUUUCCAUGCCCCUCUCAUUCUGAAGCCUCACUCCUCCUCCUACCGAUCGUCUCCUCUUCCCCCUCUCCAUUCCUCGCUCGAACUUUCAUCAUCCGCCACUCAACGAUCCCAGCUUCGAUCCGAUCUUGGUCUGUGGAGGCAAUCCGUCUUCGCCCCGGAGCCGAUGCGAUCUCGGCUAGGUGCUCCGAUCCGCCGCCGCAGUGGACCGCAUCAAUGAGCAAUGCAGAGAUCGCGUAGAGCUCUUCUGCAAAGAAGAGCUGCUUUGGAGAAGAAUGUCAUUGCAGGGAGGAAAAGCCUCUACAAGGUGUCUUUGUCUGUGGUUAUCCUUUCAUGGGUGCUCUUGUUCCUUCUCAAUUCCUUGAUCAGCAAUGGCAAUGGCUAUAAAGAUGGAAUGGGUGCUGUUGUUGGUGUAUUUAGCUGGUAUGAAGCUCCCCCAGAUCCAGAUGAUGGCACAGACUCUAGGGACAGGUGGGCACAAUCAGAUGCCAAUUCCGAUAACAAUGUUCAGGAAAGCCCCAUUUCAGAGAGCGAGUCUGUAGGGAGUAGCAUAGAAGUUUUAGUUAAUAAAGAUGAUAGAGUAUAUUUAUCAACUUUUGGAAAAGAACAGGGAGCUGAAUCAGACAUCAACAUGGACAAGGAAGCUCCUCUAAAAAGUGAUAGAUUAUCCCGUAUUGCUCCUCCUGGUCUUGAUGAGUUUAAAAGCAAAGCCAUCACUGUAAAAGAGAAGCCUAUUUCCAGCCAAGCAGGCAGUGUCAUUCCCCGAGUCGAGCCUGGCGGGACAGAGUAUAAUUAUGCCUCUGCUAUUAAGGGUGCCAAGGUCUUAGAUUUUAACAAGGAAGCUAAAGGUGCUUCCAGCAUCUUAGACAAAGAUAAGGACAUGUAUCUCCGAAAUCCAGGCUCUGCAGAGAAAUUUGUUGUUAUAGAGCUUUCAGAAGAAACAUUAGUUGAUACCAUUGAACUAGCAAAUUUUGAGCACUACUCUUCUAAUUUAAAAGAUUUUGAACUGCUGAGUAGUUUAAUUUAUCCAACUGACAACUGGGUCAAUCUUGGUAAUUUUACUGCUGUGAAUGUGAAACAUGCCCAGAGGUUUUCUCUUCCAGAAUCAAAGUGGGCGAGGUAUCUAAAACUCAAUUUGCUCAGCCAUUAUGGUUCAGAGUUCUACUGUACACUAAGUGUGGUGGAGGUGUAUGGAGUGAAUGCUGUUGAGAGGAUGCUGGAGGAUCUGAUCUCUGUUGAUCAUAGACGGUUGGAGCCUGAAGAACGUAAUGCUGAACAAAUACCACUGCAAGAACCAGCUCAUAGAGAUGAUACCUAUGAAGAACUUACUACAGGAAUUGAUGAUGAAUCACCAUUUGAAAGUCCAAAGACAAAACAGGAGUCAUCGAAAAACAAUGUGCCUGAUCCAGUUGUUAAGACAAGGCCGCCACAAUUUGAUCAAAAAAAGGAGACAAAGCCACUGCAAGUUGGAAGGAUGCCUGGAGAUGCUGUUCUCAGAGUACUAAUGCAGAAAGUCCAUUCCCUCGACAUGAAUUUUUCUGUUUUGGAGCAGUACCUCAAGGAGUUGAACAGCAGAUAUGGACACAUCUUUAAAGACUUUGAUGAUGAUAUUGCUGAGAAGGAUCAGCUUCUGGAGAAAAUCAAAUUAGAGAUAGAGAAUCUUCAAAACAGUAAAGAUGGUUUUGCCAAUAACAUUGGAGAGCUGCUCACGUGGAAAAUCCUUGUUUCCUCUCAAUUGGACCAGGUGGUCAGAGAUAGUGCAAUGCUCAGGAUGGAGUAGCAUUGUAUGAGUUAAAUAAACCAAGAUAGCACCAUCUGAGCAGCUCGCCGACUUGUAGUGAGUGUAGGAUGAGCAUCAGAUGAUACUGGAUUUUUGAAUGCAAGAAAAAUAGAAUGAGGCAAUGCUGCAUCUACAAGUUCUGCAGAUAAAAAACAAUUUUAACAAGUAAUAUUUCAACCUAUACUAUAAAUCUAUAAUUAGGCAGUGCAGACAUGAAGUACCGAUAGAUCACAGGAUGUAGAGAACCAUUGUUCUCUUUUGAAAACUAGCAUCAUUUCUACAUGUCUGUUUGCCGGAUAAUGACUGUGGAUAUGCUUCUCAAUAAAAGUUGUUCAAUUUGCCUGCCAUGGUUUUGAAUCUCGCCCACAUUAACAUGGUACUUAGAGAUAAUUUUUGAUGUAAUGGUGAUUAGAGAGCGAGGGUGACGCAGUCGGCUGAUCUGGUUGAAUUGUUCUGUUUGAGAGAUCAAUUCAAACAUAUAACCCAUAUUUCUGUCUUGAGGUGAGACUCAGAAUAUUUUAAAAAAAUUCAGUCUGAUGCCGUGGAGUGAAUUCCUACCACUUGCAGAUGUUCAGCACUCAUGGGGGAUUGCAUGAAUGGCCGUGUUUGCAAGAGAAGAAGGCAUUGAUAGAUCUUAUAUCCUGUAUGAAAUGCCCUCCCACUGCAUGAAUGGCUGUGUUUGCAAGAGAGGAAGGCAUUGAUUGCUGCAAUAUUCUGUAUGAAUGCCCUCCCACUGUUGGCUGGUGUACUUUUGUCUCCUGUACUCGAGCUGAGCCAAGUUUCAGCAUGGUUGGACGACUAGGGGUUCCUUUAUAAUUGGUCGAUAUCUCUCCUAGUGAGUUAUGGGGACAGCCCCAUAGCAGUCCAGCUCAAGAUGAAAGAUUUAUGACUCGCCUGAGCCUUUCAUUGGUUGAAGAGAGUGGGGUAGGGUUGGUGGCAGAUUGGUGGCCCUACGUUACCUACUGCCCCUAACACGCUACCAAUGGGCUGCCUAUUUCGCCUCCUAUAUUGGUAUACCAUCUCUAAAAUGGAACGGGUGAUAGGAGGACUGGGGGCAAGUUGUUCCGAGUAACAAGAGCAUAGUUGAUUUAGGAGGAUUUUACUUUGGCCACUACGAGUAAGGCUGGAUAGAGUUUAGAAGCAAGAUCCGCCAUAUCAGAAAAUUGAGUCGUGCCCAAAACUUCCGAAGGCCGCAACUUGGUGGUACGACGUUUGAUUGACAUGGUCGUUUUUUUUUUUUUAAAUCGGGCAAUUGUCAAGAUCUUCUACAUGAUGCUACGCCUUUUAGAGAGCGAGGCCCCUAGUGAUCGAGUACAAAUUCUAUCGUUUGAGAUUUAAAACGGACCGGUCAAAUCAAAAAUUUCUUUUUCGGGUAAGACUUUAGUCGAACGUACAUCUUUAUCCAAGAAGAAUUAGAAGAUAGAGUUAAUGUAGAAGUCAAGAUCUACUUCUUCCAUAAUUUUAGCUUUUUGUAGAAGAUUUCUACUAAUGAUAUCUAUUUUAGAAAAUAAAGUCCUAUUAAGAUUAAAAAGGGGCAUCCGACCCAAAUCAUAUAAAGGCAGACUUCACUAUUAUAAAUAUAGAUUAUGUAUUUUGAUUUUUUAAUCAUUAAUAAAAGAAAAUGAGACUUAGGCCCUACUUUCGUAAUUCUUCCAUCUUGUUCUAGUUUUAUUAUGAAGAUUCGAGUUGAACGACUUGAAGAAAAUCUUUCUCUGAUUGGAUCAAUAAUGAGCCAAAUAGCGACAACACGAAAUCUGUGAGGGAUUCCAUGAGCUAGCCCAAGUAUCAAUCAUUUGGAGCUAGACCAUGGGAUUUACUAGCAUCUGGGUGAUAUCCAGACAGUGCCUUGCAAUGAAGCCCCGGUUGGGUUACUGUUAAUGCUGCAAGUUGAGCGCCUUUCUGAAAUGCUAAGAGCUGUUGUAUCAAAAAGUGCGGUCAGCAUUGGCUCUAUUUUUUUCCCCCGAGUGGAGGAAGACUGAAGUUCACAUUACAGGCCUUGUAAUUAGAAUGGUCUCUCAGAAACAGAUCAGUGGGCUUUGUUAGACAGGCACAGGCACUACAAUAUUCUAUUCAAAUCUUGACACCAGCAUUGACAAGAAAGCUUUUUUUUUUUUGGAUGAAGCAUUGACAAGAAAGUUACAAUGCUUGGUGACGUCUCUUGUAGAUAUGACCACCCUUGAGAAAGUGCCGGUAUGAUAGAUUGGUCAGGUAUAGUUCUACCAUCACUGAAUCAAUGGUCACAGGGGCUUCUUGACAUAAAGUCAUGUUUAUACUUUGUAGCAGAUAUCAUUUGAUGUAGAGAAAGCUUCUUCAUCACCAUAUAUGCACAACAAAGAAGCUGUCUGUAGACUGGGUGAUGGUCUCCUUAAUUAUAAGAGGGUGGAUCUGACAAGUGAUGCUUGAAAUAAUAGAAGGAAAAAUCCGAGGUCAUGAAAAAUCCCAGGCGUUAAAGGGGAGAAUGGCAAUGACAUUGCUUGUGGAAAACAGGCCAACAAAUAAACAAAUGGGUUGAAGAGAAAGGGAAAGAGGUCCUACUCGAGAUAAGGUACCCAAGUCCAGAUAUUGCAAAUGAAUGGAGAACCACCAUUUCAAUGAAAGGAGGGAUUUGACCAAGGGCAUCGCCUAGUUCACCAAGUACAAUGCAAGGAAGUCAGAAAGUGUGUUUUUUAUUUUCUUUGUUACCAUUGAGACAAGUAGAUAUCUUAAAAGCAAAGAAGUAAAUGUUAUUUGAAUUCAUUUGUAGUAUUUGAUGUUCUCCUUUCCAAGUGAACUCACCAUUGUUGUUUGUUGA